This is a messenger RNA of Sphaeramia orbicularis (orbiculate cardinalfish), 1322 nucleotides long. Its product is annotated as aquaporin-11-like. Gene Ontology annotation, molecular function: channel activity. The record is from RefSeq and is a predicted model, not a curated record. Bases 136 to 978 code for a protein of 280 amino acids. Gene Ontology annotation, cellular component: cytoplasm. The transcript has 3 exons. Lineage: Eukaryota; Metazoa; Chordata; Actinopteri; Kurtiformes; Apogonidae.
CGUGUUUCCGGGUUGGGGCGCCGUCUUGACGCGGUGGCUGAUGGACUUUGUAGUCGUGGAAAAUCAAAGUUCAGUCCUGCUCCGGUACUUUGGACUAGUUCGAUCCCGGUGUCGGUGUGUGUUCCCGCCGUCCACAUGUCCGACCUGUGGGUGUCCGUGACGGUGCUGGGGGCCGUGGUCGCCCUCAGUGAGCUGACCCGGCGGACGGCCGCCCUCCUGCCGCCCGGCCCCGGCCCCGGCCCCGGCCCCGGAGCCUCCUCCUGGCUCUACCUGCUGGAGGCGGCGUCCACCUUCCAGCUGUGCGGGUGCACGCAGGAGCUGAAGCUGCUGGGGGACACGGCCCGGCUGGGGCCGUGCGCGGGCCUGGCCCUCACCUACACCAUGACCGUGGUCCACAUCUCCACGUUCCGCGGGGCGUCGUGUAACCCGUGCGGGGUUCUGGAGAGGAUGUGCCGGCGGAGCGGCGGCGCCGGCCCGGCCCUCCUCCUGUGCGCGUGCCAGUUCGCGGCUGCGGUCGCGGCGCAGUACUUCGCGCGGUUCGUGUGGUCGCUGGGUCUGUCCGACGUCCACCUCCGCCACCGGAGGUUCGGGUACAGGUGCUUCGACCCCCUCGGCGGGACGGUGCCGGAGGCCGCCGCCGUGGAGCUGGCGUGCGCGUUCACGGUGCAGGCUGCGGUCAUGCACGUGCACAAACUGGACCAAAGGCUGCGGGUGCACGUCAUAGCGGCGGUGAUCACCGGACUGGUGUACACAGGUGGGGCCGUUUCAGGUGCAGUUUUUAACCCCGUCCUGGCCUUCUCCAUCCAGUUCCCCUGCAGCGGACACACCUAUCUGGAGUACUGCUUUGUCUACUGGCUGGGACCCCUUCUGGGUAUGGCCAGCUGCAUUCUGCUGUUUGAGAAGAUCAUUCCCUUCCUGUCUGGAAAGAGUACCAUCGGUCCGGAUGUCCACGCUGUCCACAAACAGAAGACACACUAGAAGAAUGGACUGGUGAUUUCAACGGUUUUCCUUCCAUGAGUUUAGGUGGACCAAACCAGUCUGAUGUUUUUUCUGGUUCCUUUUGUCCUGAGCUCUUAUGGAGACAUCUGAGUUAAAGCUGCAGUUGAACCUGGACAUGUGGCGUCUUCAGCAGGUCGUCUCCAUGUCCUACAGCUGGGUCUGCAGUCCCUCUGUCACCUGUGGACUACAGGCCGACAGAUUAAUCGGCCGACAGAUUAAUCGGGCUGAUUAUAGCUUAUCACCGAUUAAUCAACUUCAGCCAAUAUGUAACCGAUUUAUUAACUUUUUUGCUGCGGAGAUUCUGUCACUCACUGCUCCUGUGU